UUUUGCCUCAGAGAUGACGAGUAGGUGACGAGCGAGAGGGUGCGUGUGACUGCCGCUCCGCCAAGCCAUCGACCAUACGGCUCUUGUGAAUAUAUUAGAGUGUUCUCCCGCAAGGAAGAUAUUGUGUGCCCUCUCGGUUUAUUUUGGGGCGUUCUGUUUCUCCGGCGUUUGGUAUAAGUGAAACGUGGAAAAAGAGGAGAGAGAAAAGAAGUGUGGUUUGGAAGAGAGAAAAAAACAACAACCCAAGUCUAUGUCUUGGUUUUUUUAUUGUGUUAAUUGUGGAUAGAAAAUUGACGAAGAGGAGAAACAGCUCUUCUGAUUUGGAAGCUUUUAAAUAUUGAUUUUUUGGAAUAUUGAGGCAAUACGCCAUUGCCUGAAAGUGUGAAGUGAUAUAUAUUGUAUUUUUACACUGGAUUACCCUACGCCAAGAUGUGUUAGAUGCCGAACAAGAUGGUGACGUCGCCUCCGGCCCGCAGACGAGGGCGGAGCGAGAGGGCGCGCGCCUGGAGAGCAGGGCAUGGGCGUGUGGCGGGCGAGUGUGAGUCAGCAUGAAGGCGGACGCUGCCCUGGGCACCUGAUGACCACCCCAGCCUCAGGAUCCCCCGAGAUGCACGAUGAGUCUGGGGGUCUGCUCGGAGCGCUGUCGCUUGGCUGAGCUCACAAACUCGUACCACAAAAAACUCCUCCUAGUGCCAUAUAUAAAGAGAGUAUAUAGAGAUAUAUAGAUAAUAUAUUUAGAAAGAGGAAGACAGAGAGAAAGAGAGAGAGAAGGAAAGAAAAGUAUAUAUAUUUAUAUAAGAAGUCUAAAGUGAGAAGGGCGGCGGCGAAGGUGAUGGCGCGAGUGCUCGAGAGAUCGUACCUCCUGCUGGCUGUGUGCGUCGCGUUCGCCCUCGCGCUCGACGACAGGGCCACCGACUUCGGCAAGGGCAAGAUCUGCAUCGGGACGACGGGGCGCAUGUCGGUGCCGUCGAACCGCGAGCACCACUACCGGAACCUGCGCGACCGCUACAUCAACUGCACCUACGUGGACGGCAACCUCGAGCUCACGUGGCUCCAGGAUGAGAACCUCGACCUGUCCUUCCUGCAGUACAUUCGAGAGGUGACGGGCUACGUGCUGAUCUCGCAUGUGGACGUGAAGAAGAUCGUGCUGCCGUCGCUGCAGAUCGUGCGCGGCCAGACGCUCUUCAAGCUCUCCGUCCACGAGGAGAGCUUUGCGCUGCUCGUGACGCUCUCCAAGAUGCACACACUCGAGAUGCCCGCGCUCAGAGACAUCCUCGAGGGCGGCGUGGGCGUCUUCAACAACUACAACCUGUGCCACAUGGAGACCAUCGAGUGGAAGGAGAUCAUGACGGACCCCAACGACAAGUACAUCUUCGUGUACAACUUCACGGAGCCGCAGCGCGUGUGCAGCUGCCACAAGUCGUGCAAGAAGGGCUGCUGGGGCGAGGGGGCGCACAACUGCCAGAAGUUCAGCAAGCUCACGUGCUCGCCGCAGUGCCACCAAGGGCGCUGCUACGGGCCCGGGCCCAGGGACUGCUGCCACCUCUUCUGCGCCGGAGGCUGCUCCGGCCCCACCCAGAGCGACUGCCUGGCCUGCCGCAACUUCUACGACGACGGAGAGUGCAAGCAAGAGUGCCCGCCCAUGCAGAAGUAUGACACCAUCUCGUACUCGUGGGUGACGAACCCCUACGGGAAGUACGCGUACGGCGCCACCUGCGUUAAGAGCUGUCCGGAGCACCUGCUGAGGGACAACGGCGCGUGCGUGCGGACGUGCCCGAAGGGGAAGAAGGCGGUGGACGGCGAGUGCGUGCCGUGCAACGGGCCGUGUCCGAAGACGUGCUUCAGUGCGCAGUAUAUCCACGCGGGCAACAUCGACUCGUUCAAGGGCUGCACCAUCAUCCAGGGCUCCAUGACCAUCCUGGACCACUCGUUCGACGGCUUCCAGGAGGUCUACGACAACUUCACCUUCGGCCAGCGGUACCCCAAGAUGAAGCCGUCCAAGCUGGAGGUGUUCAGCACACUCAAGGAGGUGACGGGCCACAUCAACAUCCAGGCGUCGCACCCCGAGUUCACCAACCUGUCCUUCCUGCGCAACCUGGAGGUGAUCGGCGGCCGCGACCUCACCGAGUACUUCUCGUCGUUGUACAUCGUCAAGACGUCGCUCAAGAGCCUCAACCUGCGCUCGCUCCGGAAGAUCCGCUCCGGCAAGGUCUACAUCCUGGAGAACAAGGACCUGUGUUUCGUCGACAAGAUCAACUGGAAGAAGCUGAUCGAGAACAGCGACGACUCGAGCUCGGAGCUGCUGCUGCAGAACAACCGCGUGAGCGAGCAGUGCGUGGAGGAGGGUCUGGUGUGCCACAGCGAGUGCAGCGGCGAAGGCUGCUGGGGCACACUCGACGACGAGUGCCUCUCGUGCAGGAACUUCAAGCUGGGCGAGCGCUGCGUCAACAACUGCAACAUCCCCGGCAUCUACCAGAUGGGCUCCAAGGAGUGCAGCUUCUGCCACUCGGAGUGCGACGUCAGCUGCCACGGGCCCGACUCCAACGACUGCGACCGCUGCAAGAACGUGAUGGACGGGCCGUAUUGCGUGGACCGCUGCCCCGACACCAAGUUCAACGACGACGGCAUGUGCCGCGCGUGCCACGAGAACUGUGUCGACGGCUGCACGGGCCCCGAGAAUACCAUCGGCCAGAACGGCUGCAACUCGUGCGAGAAGGCCGUCAUCAACGGCGACCUGGAGGUGGAGUACUGCCUGCACGAGAACGAGGCGUGCCCCGCCGGCUACUUCUCUGAGUGGGUGGCCCACCUGGAGACGGGCGCGCUGCGACGCCUCGCCGGGAAGACCAUCUGCCGCCGCUGCCACCCGCGCUGCAAGAACUGCACGGCCAACGGGUUCCACAUCAGCGUCUGUCACGAGUGCGUCAGUUACCGCCGCGGCGAGCACUGCGAGGACGAGUGCCCCGCCGACCACUACGCCGACGAGAAGCUCCACGAGUGCUUUAGGUGUUCGCCUGAGUGCUCGCACGGGUGCACGGGGCCCCUCGAGUCCCACUGCACGGCGUGUCGCAACUACCGGAUCUAUCUUGACGGCGAGCCGGGCAUGAACAACACCAACUUCAACUGCACGGCCUCUUGCCCGUCCGAACUGCCCUACAAAAUCUUCCCCGAAGAUGCCUCGGACCCGUACUGUGGCAAAGACCCCUUGCUCCUCAUCGACGAGGAGAGCAUUCCCGCUAUCCUGGGUGGCACGCUGGGCUGCGUCUUCCUGCUGUGCAUCUUCCUGGCCGUGUUCUGCUACCUGUGGUGGCAGCGCAACAAGACGAAGGCGGCGGCGCUCAAGAUGACCAUGACCAUGAUGCCCUACGACGACAACGAGCCCCUCAAGCCGACCAACAUCAAGCCCAACCUGGCCAAGCUGCGCAUCGUCAAGGAGGCGGAGCUGCGCAAGGGGGGCAUCCUGGGCUACGGCGCCUUCGGGACGGUGUACAAGGGCGUGUGGGUGCCGGAGGGCGAGAAUGUCAAGAUCCCCGUCGCCAUCAAGGUGCUCCGCGAAGGUACAGGGACAAACGUCAACAAGGAGAUCCUGGAGGAGGCAUACAUCAUGGCCUCUGUGGAUCACCCGAACCUCCUGCAACUCCUGGCAGUGUGCAUGACCACCCAAAUCAUGCUGGUGACACAGCUGAUGCCCUUGGGGUGCCUGCUUGACUACGUUCGCAAUAACAAGGAUAAGGUGGGGUCAAAGCCCUUGCUCAACUGGUGCACCCAGAUUGCCCGCGGAAUGGCCUAUCUGGAGGAGCGCCGGCUCGUCCACAGAGACUUGGCAGCGAGGAAUGUCUUGGUUCAGACUCCAAACUGCGUCAAGAUCACGGACUUUGGUCUUGCCAAGCUUCUGGACUACAACGAAGAGGAGUACAAGGCUGCCGGUGGAAAGAUGCCCAUCAAGUGGCUGGCGCUCGAGUGCAUUCAGCAUCGGAUAUUCACUCACAAGUCCGAUGUUUGGGCCUUCGGUGUGACGGUGUGGGAGAUCCUGACGUACGGAGGACGGCCGUACGAGGACAUCCCGGCCAGAGAAGUCCCCGACCUGCUGGAGAAGGGUGAGCGCCUGCCCCAGCCCGCCAUCUGCACCAUUGACGUCUAUAUGCUCAUGAUCCGAUGCUGGAUGUUGGACGCUGAGAGCCGGCCGAGCUUCCGAGAGCUUGCGGAGGAGUUCGCGAAGAUGGCGCGGGAUCCCGGACGGUUCCUGGUGAUCCCCGGAGACAAACUGAUGCGCCUGCCAUCCUAUACGCCCCAGGAUGAGAGGGAACUCAUACGGUCGCUCUCGUCGGCAAUCGAGGGUGAUGGCGUCGUGAUGGCAGCCGAGGAGUACCUCCAACCCAAGUAUGGCACCGGCAGCGUCGGAGUCACCGGCACCACCUCAACCUCAACCUCGAGCUCCAACCCAACAACCCCCGUGAAGAAGACGAUGGGCGGCUACAGCACCGGAGCCGGCGCGGAAUACAUAUCCGACAGGGCCGAGUCGCCGCAGAACCGCCACAACCUCCAGCGGGAAAGGAAGUACGCCCACCUCGAGGCAGGAGCCGCCGGGUCUCCUGGGCAGAGGCCGCGUGGAGACUCUCUCACGUCGCGCUACUGCACUGACCCCCUCAAGAUGUUAGGUAAAGAUGCAGAUGUAGGUGACGACGAGUGCUUCAACGGCCACGGCCCACCUCCUUCUGCGCCUGGUUAUGGCUGGGUGGGAGACCUCAGGCUGGACUUGCCUGUGGACGAGGAUGAUUAUCUCAUGCCUUCCCCACAGCCAUCGGGCUUAGCUACUGUGGGUCCAUCUCAUCAACACUAUAUGGAUCUCAUGGCAGAUAAUCCAGAUGGACGUCGAAACGACCAUCUGCGUGCAUACAAAGGUCCCAACGGCACAGCUGGGCAGUGGGUCGGAAUGGACAACCCUGAGUAUCACAUGAUGAACAACCGGGCCCAGAUGCACGCAGGGCGACGCAUCCACCCACAGCAGACAGUUGGGGUACCGGUGUUAGAGCCGGGCCGAUUCAGCAGUUACGGAGGGAGCAGUGGCCAUAGCAGUGUCAGUAGCAAUGGAGGCCCUCAGCAACACCAGCAUCACCAUCCUCACCCACCAGAAAUGGCUCACGAGUAUUACAACGAAAUCUCGUCUCACACACCUCACACGCUUGCGGCACGCAGUGAAACAACUGUCUGAGUGCUUGGUGGUCUGUGAAGUGUUUGCCUUCUUCCCUUCCACUUUUAGAACUGUGUUUCUUAAACUGUGUUUAUAGCCUUAAAAAUCUGUGGACGGAAGAGGGUUGUUUCGUGUUCAAAUGUGUCUUUCCCUGGAACUUAUGUUGGACCUCUGAUUGAUCUGAAAGGACAUGGCGAACCAAGGAGCUGUGAUGAACAAAAACGUGUUGUGAUGUAUUCCAUAGGCGUGAGAUCGAAGGAGACAGAGGCAGACAGGGAGCCACAAGCCAAAGUAGAGGUGGCGAUCAGUGCAAAGGAAUGUAGUGUGACCAAGGGACCACAAGGUGGCAAGUGCAAAGUGCAUUAUAUUCCAUAUACUGUUCUUUUAGAACAUUUUUAACUUGUGAUAUGUGAGGAUGCAAGUUUCUGUGUACAUGGAUUUCAGUGGACUGCUAGAUUUCAGCAACAGCUAAAGUCUGUGGCCAUUUUGUGAAACUGAAUGCUACUCGUGUGGACAGACAAGACUGAGGGAAAAAGUCUGUCAGCUAGAACUCUUGAAGAGUUCAUCUUAUACUGUGAUUUUAAUAUAGUUUUAUGUAUUUGACCAUUUUGCAUUGUUGCAAUAGUACUGGUGUAUAACCUGUGGACCAACCAGCCCAUGGAAGCUUGUAACUAUUGAUGAUAUUAACAGUUAGACAACAACCUCCCACUCAAUGAGCAGGAUAUUUGUGUGUUCAGUAGGCAUGGAGUGAAUCAGUAGUCACCAGAACAAAAGAACUGUCACUCAUUGUCGUAAAACAUUUAAUCACUCCCAGUUGGAAUCCAGUUUGUACUAUUUAACUAACGACACAGCCAAUUCGUGCUUAAGUUAUAACAGACCAAUAUUCCAGCUCCCCACCCCACCCCUUCCCCCAUCCCCCAGUGGUAUUUAACAAAAGUGGUGACUAAUAAUUCAACCAUAUAGUCUUGCGGAUGUAGGAUUAUUGACAGGAGAAAAGAAAGAUUAAACAAAUCCCUGAGUGCAAUCAUGACAAUCUUAUUUGAUGUGCGAAAAUACUUUUGAACAUCAGUGUUUCUGGGGAAGUAUUGCGAAACUAAGGCACUCCAAGCGCCCAAAGUGGUAACACUCAGCUCAAUCUAUUUUUCUAUCUUUUUUUUUUUUUUUAAGAACUGGUAGAGUCAGUCAUUACACUCGUUACUAUGCACUAAACUAUGUAUUUUUUUCUCUCUCAUGCCUUUCACGUGCCAGUAUAUUUCACAGGAAACACUGAAUUUUUUUUUUUUUUUUUUCAGUGCUGUAGAUAUAGCAAGUUUUCUUCUAUUAGGCUUCUGUGAAUCAGUUCUUCCAUGAAUGUUUUAUAUAUAUGUAAAAUUGUCUAUGCAAAGCACCCUUUUUAAGAUCUAUUCCAAGAAAAUUCACUUCUUUUUGAAGUAUGUUCAAAAGUUUCUUUUUUGGUUCAUUACUUCUGUAUAGAUCUAAUUAUUUGCAUUUUUAUUUAACUAUUAUUGGGCCACAGAAGUACCUGUGUUUAUUGUAAUGAUAUAGCUGUAAAAAUUAUAGAAAUUUGAUACUUUUUUUUUUUUUUUUUUAUAAAAGUUCAAAAAGAGGAUAUCUAACUUGCUAUUCUUCAUAGCCUUCGCCAUCAGUUCAAACUGUCAUCACACACAAACUGCUUUAUAAAAUAAAACAGGAUCAAUGACAAAUCCUACAGGUUCUUUUGACCAUUUGUUACAUAUUUUUUUUUAAUUAGAAAAGAAGAGAAUUUGUUAAACAUAACCUUGAGGAUAGGGUCAUUGACCUGUGGAAAUAGUAGUGACCUCUCUUUUAGUUGCCAAGGUUUUUUUUGUUUUUUGUUUUUUUUUAUAAAUAUAUCGCUGGACACUUUUAAAUGCAUGUGCCGGACAUGCUGGAGUCAGCUGCAUUCAUGAUAAUGGGUUUCCCAAGUGCCAAAAGUCAAACAACUGCCAUUUUUCCCAUUAGGCAGACCAAGCAGUAGGCGUUAAACUGGUUUUUUAUUGUCUUUUUAGUCAUUCAACUCUAAUUAGCCAAUUCAAUUUGCAUGUGAGAGAAAAUGUGUUAUUGUUCCAGUUGUUAAAGGUGUUUUAACAGUGGACAAGCUCAGCGUGGGCGUUAUUUGUUUGUUGUUGUGAGAAAUUGUUGCCUGAACAUGAGAGAAGUCAUGCAUUGUUUGAGAGAUCAGUAUUUUGAAAAAAUACAGAAAGAAAAAAUCUACUUUUGCCAAUAUUUCACAUUUACAAGAGUUUUAUGCCCAAGUUUUCAUGAUUAUUUUUGUUUCACUUUUUUUUUAUUGUAAUCUCCCCCCUUCCUCUUUUUCCACACUGCAUCGGUGUUGGUACUUAGCCUUACAGUGAAGGAUGUGAUAGCAACUGUUUUAGGGAGGAAUUUGGACCAAGACAACAGUGCUGAGGAUAUAGUACAAAGCAAUAACUUCCAUUACCCCAUUUCUGCUCAAAGCUUGGUCUGCUGUUACUCUUUAAAUGAGUUUUUUUUAAAGCUUAGUCUUCCAU
Penaeus chinensis is the source of this 7716-nucleotide messenger RNA. RefSeq names its product epidermal growth factor receptor-like (gene Egfr). NCBI's taxonomy places the organism in Eukaryota, Metazoa, Arthropoda, Malacostraca, Decapoda, Penaeidae. The transcript has 13 exons. Gene Ontology annotation, cellular component: basal plasma membrane; signaling receptor complex. Bases 833 to 5209 code for a protein of 1458 amino acids. The record is from RefSeq and is a predicted model, not a curated record. Gene Ontology annotation, molecular function: transmembrane receptor protein tyrosine kinase activity; ATP binding. Gene Ontology annotation, biological process: protein phosphorylation; multicellular organism development; cell surface receptor protein tyrosine kinase signaling pathway.